This is a messenger RNA of Sebastes umbrosus (honeycomb rockfish), 3932 nucleotides long. RefSeq names its product solute carrier family 17 member 9b (gene slc17a9b). Gene Ontology annotation, molecular function: transmembrane transporter activity. Bases 412 to 1812 code for a protein of 466 amino acids. Gene Ontology annotation, biological process: transmembrane transport. The transcript is spliced from 13 exons. Lineage: Eukaryota; Metazoa; Chordata; Actinopteri; Perciformes; Sebastidae. Gene Ontology annotation, cellular component: membrane. The record is from RefSeq and is a predicted model, not a curated record.
UGCUCUGGUGGAUGACAUAUAGAAUCGACUGAUUUAAAAAAAAAAGAAAAAAGAAAACACUUCCAGAUUAACCCUACCGAUCAGAAGAAGAACUGCGUCGCCGGCAGCAGCAGGAGGAGAAAAACUGACACGUGGAUUACUCCUCCUAGGGCAUCACGAAAAAACACACUUCCUCCUCCUCCAGCUCUCUGUUCCGUGUCUCAGUCUCUCUCUGGACAGUCCGUACGGGGGUUAUGUAGAUUAGAUAUAGUCUAUAUAUGUAACAUUAGAGAGAGAUAUGAUUGCGCAAAGACUUUAUGAGACGGUUUGAUUUACUUUUUCUGGACCGGAAAAAAGCUUUAUCGAAAGUAAACAGCUGAUUGAGAAGCGGUUGAAAAGGUUGAAAGAGGAGCUGCGGACUCGCUAACUUGAAUGGCAGUUAUUCAAAAAUAUGGCAAGAAAUAUAGUCCAGAUUUGGUCUGUCUGAAGGAAAACCAUCCGCCGGACAAGAUUGGAGCUCCUGGGUGUCAAAAGAAGUGGCCUGAACAAAACACCACCUGGUCAAGGCCAGUGGCGAGGGUGUGGACGGUGGUGCUGCUGCUUGGGACAUGCCUCCUCUACUGCGCCCGCGUGGCGAUGCCCAUCUGUGCCGUCAGCAUGGCGGAGCAGUUCAACUGGAGCAAGAGGGAGUCCGGCAUGGUGCUGGGCAGCUUCUUCUGGGGCUACUGCUUCACCCAAGUGUUCGGAGGCUACGUCAGCGACCGGGUUGGAGGUGAGAAGGUCCUUCUGCUCUCUGCAGCAGCCUGGGGCUCGAUGACGGCCUUCACACCGAUCCUGGCCCACUUCUGCUCCCAGCCAAUCCUCUCCAUGACGCUGGCCCGCUUCCUCAUGGGCUUGUUGCAAGGAGUUCAUUACCCUUCUCUGGCGAGCCUGUGCUCUCAGAAGGUGGUGGAAAGCGAGAGAGGCUUCCUCAUGAGCACCGUGGGUAGUGGCUCCUACCUGGGCACUCUGGUGAUUGGAGGGGCUGGCUCCCUCAUGUUGGACCUGUACGGCUGGCAGAGUGUUUUCUACGUGUCCGGUCUCCUCUCAGUCCUGUGGGCCUACUGCAUGUGGAAAUAUCUGCUCAAAGGAGAAGGGCCUAUCAUCACCCUGGAGUCCCUGGGAAGUGGUGGGCCCCAGUCCAAACUGUCCAAAAGACACUGGUUACGGCUCCUCAAACAACCUGCAGUCUGUGCUGUGAUCGUUACGCACCUUUGCACAGCGAGCACCUUCUUCACUCUUCUGUCGUGGCUGCCGACAUUCUUUAAAGACACGUUCCCCGAUGCCAAGGGUUGGGUGUUCAAUGUCAUUCCUUGGUUGGUGGCCAUACCCUCAUCCCUCUUCAGUGGCUGCCUAUCCGACCACCUCAUCAGUCAGGGCUUCGACACAGCCUCAGUGAGGAAGUUGAUGCAGUUUUUCUCCAUGGGUGUGUCCAGUGUGUUUACCCUUCUUCUGUGUGGCAACAACACCUUCCCCUGGGCCGUAGCAUUUGUGUCUGCCACCAUGGGCCUCACCACCUUCAGUCACAGCGGUGUUUCUGUAAAUGUUCAAGAUCUGGCUCCUUCCUGUGCCGGAGCUUUAUUUGGUGUCAUGAAUACAUGUGGUGCAUUCUUAGGCGUUCUGCUGGUGUAUUUCUCGGGGUAUCUCAUCGAGUCCACCGGCUCCUGGGCAUCUGUGUUCGCCCUCAUCACCACCGUCAACCUGCUGGGCCUCUGCACCUUCCUGGCCUUCGCAGAGGCCCGUCGGUUCGACAUUGACUGUACUAAAGUCCGCCACCACAACAUCCACAUCUAAAUCAUCAGCCUCCAGAGGGAUUAGCACGCUAACCCCCCAAGGGAGAUAUGACCUUGGGGCAAUCAGCAGCUAGGACAUUAUCCACAUUGGAGAAGUAGCCAAACAGAAAGCACACGGACAAAGCCCGCACACAACAUCUGGAUCUGCUCUGUGUCUGGCUGAAGAAGUACUGCAAGAAAAAGCACACAGCAGAGCCUGCACACCGUUACUGAAAAAUCUUGUGGAGCUACAGCGUCAAAUCCAAGAAAAACACAGCUGUGUUAGAGGAUGCUCUGUCAGUUCAGAGUGGAAUAGGAAAGAAGAAGUCUACACUACCUCCAGGUCUCAGCUUGUGCAGCGUGUGGUGGUUAAACAGUCGCCGGACUUGUCAUUUGUUACAGAACGUGUUACUUAGAACAAGAGAAAUUGUUAUCCACAUAUUGUUAUACCUGAGAGUGAUGGAUGUGGUCGUCUCAGGAGCUCUCUGACAGUCGUGACAGGCCAAGGUGGUGUGUUGUUACCCUGCGUGGGGGGGUGGGUGGGAGACGGCGUGGGUGACGCAGGGAGAGUCCAGCCUCUCGCACCUGAAUGUCUUUUAUUAGUACGCCCCACUCACCCAUCACUGUCUGAGUGACACCUCAUUACCCAGACACUAAUUACUUGGCAGGCGCUCCUCUAAUGUCCCGUACGAUCUAUACCUUCUAUCGUCCCCAUCUCCAUGGUUACCAGCUCAUCCUGUCGUUACAGUCGGAGUGGGUGAAAGGGGUCACGGGGAGCCGUGUGGCAACAAGGCUUUGCUCCCUGUUUGUCGUCUCAAAGAAUAUGUCUCAAGUAGGAAGACCAAAGGUAUUUAAUUAAUUUCUUUCUAUGUGAUCGCAUGUAAUAGAAAUACCUCACUUAAUUAUUUUGAGUACUUAUAUAUUUAUAUAAUUUUUUUUGGGAAAAUAAAUAUAUAAUGUUAGAUGACAGGAAAAAAGAAUUAUAUUAUAUAAGAUGACAGAAAAUUAUAUAAGUUAUGAACAGUAUGAUGCAGUAUGAAUAGCCCUAAUAGACAUCUCUGCAAGUCUAGUUCCCUCACUUAUUCUUCUUUUCUAACCUGCACAUAAAGAAACGUGUCCAUAUUAUCAUUUGGGUGAAAACUGGAUCUCCAACUUUUGUUGCGGUAAAAGAUCCACCCCUUAUUGUCACACUUAGCAUCAUUGUUACCUAGGCGAUAGACAGGAAGUGAGGAAGGAAGGCAGAUUUAAAUAGUCUGUGUUACGCACUGGCACGGCAAAUGUGAGAGGCUUAGAAAUCAAUUACAUACACAAUACAGUUGAGGAACUGGAGAAUAUAUGGUGAAUCCACAUUACUGUAAAGUAUGUAGCAACGUAAAGGUAGCUGCAGAGCUCUGGCUGAAUGUUGAAGUGAUUGUUUAUAGCAUUUAGCUUUGGCUUUCACAGCACAGUUUAAAUGUAAAAAUGUUUUCUAUAAAUACCUAGAAGUGUAUCCUUUGGCUGAAUAUUUUGUUGGUAUAGAUUUCAUAUCUGAAAUGCCUGAUAUGUUCCUUACAUUGUCUUUGUCAGUGGUCGUAAGAAAUGAAUUGGAUGUAUUCUUUGCUCUCUGUCGUUCAGAGUAAAGAUACAUUUGUGUGUGUGUGUGUGUGUGUGUGUUACAAAGACACAAAUCAGACUAUUUAGAAUAAUUUAUUUUGAUAUCUGAUCUGAAAUCAUAUAUCUACGCUAAAUGUCACUUUGAAUCUGUACCUACACUAUAUUUUGUAGUGAUCAAACGCACACUGUAUACCUUUUCAGCCUUAUUAUUGUCAAACCAAAUGCCCCACAUUCCUCUUUUUUUUUUACCUGCCUUAGCAGAUGUGCAUUAUUUACAACUAUCAUCAUUGCUUGUCCUUUUUUUCUGUUAUCAUCUCACAAAAUGUAGAAAAAUGUACAUUAGGAAUAACUGGAGUUCUGUUCACCAACAUAUAUCUCACUGUAGGUUCCUGAAAGCCUUCUGACAAAUCCCUUUUUGAUAACAUGCAAGAUAUGUAUGAUAGAGAGAAUACAUUCAUGCAAGAAAAUGCAGUGUUCUUAUGCUUUUAAUAUAUGUUGUAUUUAAAAGCAUAGAUUAACUUUGAAUAAAAAUCUAUUUUGUCAACACUG